Molecule: messenger RNA, 889 nt
Organism: Triticum aestivum (bread wheat)
Lineage: Eukaryota; Viridiplantae; Streptophyta; Magnoliopsida; Poales; Poaceae
Exons: 2
Coding region: 84-443 (119 amino acids)
Source: RefSeq, a predicted model, not a curated record
GAGCCUCAUGAGAAAGCCUCCGUGGUGGCAGCUGGUGCAAGAAAUAGCUAACGUUCAUAGCGCCAGAGCACUAGAAGAAAUCGAUGAAGCUGUUCGCGUUCGUGAGGCGCGCUCGCCGGACAUCGGCCGCGGCGGCGAUGACAGCGGAGCCGAUUCCGGUGCCGGUGGCGCCUGUGUCCGCUGCGGAGAAGCGGCGGCGGAGGCCCUCGUCGGGGCCGUCGUCGUGGAAGCCGACGCUAGUCGCCAUCUCCGAGGACGCUGCGGUGGCCGCCGCCAAGGCCGACGCCGGAAAGGCCAAGGGCAAGGCGAAAGGGAAGCCGGGGGCUGCCAAGGCCAAGGCGAGGCCGUCGCCUCGCUCGCUCCAGCCUGACUACGACGACUUCCGGCGCUUCGGGGCGCCCACGGUGCUGCCGGCGUUCGCGCCCACGGCGUUCCUCUUCUGAGCUCAGGCGACCUCGCUGUGGUGGUGUGCCGUGAUGGCAAGUGACAACGUGGUGCUCAGGCGACCUCGCUGUGGUGGUGUGCCGUGAUGGCAAGUGACAACGUGGUGGUCUGACCAUGAACCCUCUCUGUGUUUGUGCGCCCAAUAUGAGCUCCCAAAGCUGAUGCCUCUACGAUUCCUUCUAGUGCUGGCUUCUCAUGUGAAUAUCUAUGUCUAUUAUUUCGGCUUCCAUCCAACUUGCGUUGCGCCUCUGUUUAGAUCUAUUCUUCACAAUUCUUGUCAUCCCGCAUGAUUUGGUCGGCCAGGUUCGACAGAGCCAGUUUCGGAAAAUAGGAUAGCAGGACCGGAGAAAUCCAACUGUACUCUGCAACAUUCAGGUCAUUCAUCCCUGUGAUCAGCAAAACACAGAGGGCAAAUAAAGAAGCAAAUCAUGAAAGAAUUGUACAA